AUGCUUUUAGGCACUUCUGGUGCAUCGUCAUCAGAUUCCGAUAUUGCGGACUGUGAUCUAGUAAAAAUUGCCCAUCGGAAAGAAAAUCUCGUAGCCGCUAAAAGUUUAUUACCUCAAAGUGUGGGCCAUGUGACAUCACACAAUGGUACAAAGCAGCAUGACAAAUCAAUUUUACAUAAAUUAUGUAUGACUAAAUGGGAAGGAUACAAAAUGACUGAAAAAACUGGAAAAUCUGUUUUAACUCUUAUUAAUAGAGAAAAUGAAACAGUUAUAAAAGAAAAUCGUUAUUAUAUUGCAACUGUUGCGGAAAUUUUACUUUUUACAGCCUGUCAAAACAUUGCUCAACGUGGAGAUAAUGAAAGUAGCGAUAGCAUGAAUAAAGGUAACUUCUUAGAACUUUUAUGUUUUUGUGCUAAAAGAGAUACUAGUAUUAAGAGUCAAAUGGUCAUAGAAUCAAUUGCAAAUGAGUUGCAAAAAUCUAAGUACUUUUCAAUUUUGGCUGAUGAAACUAAAGAUUUAAGUAAAACUGAACAAUUAUCAGUAAUGAUACGUUAUUUUUACAAUAAUACGGUAAAUGAACGGUUUUUGGGGUAUGUGCCAUGUUCUGAACUACAUGCCAAGGCGCUGUUUGAAUUUAUUAAAAUAACUUUAUCUGCUUGUGGGAUUAAUAUUCAAAAUUGUAUAGCUCAAACUUACGAUGGCGCUUCCGUAAUGAGUGGUACUCAAAAUGGUGUGCAAGCAAUUUUUCAAAAGGAAGUUCCAAAAGCAUUAUACACACAUUGUUAUAAUCAUCGCUUAAAUUUAGUGAUUGUGGAUGUUUGUAAAAACGUACCAAAAAUUGAAAAAAUUAUAUCACUUCUUCAACAGUUGUAUAACUUCAUAAACAGAUCUACAGUACAUAUGGCUUUCUUAGGUAUUCAGAAAGAAUUAUUUCCUAAAAAAAAUACAGUUGAACUUAAAAAGUUAUGUGACACGAGGUGGAUUUGCCAGAUAUCUGCAUGUAUUGCUGUUAGAGAAACAUUUUCUGUUAUUCUAGCUCCGCCUAGCUGGGGCUCUGCCCUAGACCCGGGGCCCUUCGAGCCUUAUGCGCCUUCGGCGCGUAAGCCUCUUCAGGCCGUCAUCAUAAGUAGGCCACUGAUUCCGGUAGAAGUACCCGGCUACGCCGGGCACGAUAAGUGUUUUUCAGAAAAAAUAUUACUUCAGAAUCAGUGA
Daktulosphaira vitifoliae (grape phylloxera) is the source of this 1212-nucleotide messenger RNA. Its product is annotated as zinc finger MYM-type protein 1-like. The transcript has 4 exons. The coding region runs from base 1 to 1212 and encodes 403 amino acids. The record is from RefSeq and is a predicted model, not a curated record. Lineage: Eukaryota; Metazoa; Arthropoda; Insecta; Hemiptera; Phylloxeridae.